CUCGAUUUUUCUUUUCCAGUCUCCUGCUCCAGCGUUAUUUUCGGCAAAAUUCAUCUUCCGUCAUCUCUCUCUCUCUCUGACAUUUUUAGCUCGAUCCUCUCCCUCUCCCUCUCUCUCUCUCUCUCUCUCUCUCGGGAGCAUCUGUUCUUGCAUGGCAGUUAGAUUUCUGAACCAGGAGCUGUCAGAUCUGUGCUUGGGGAAACCGGUGCUGCGGCCCGUGAAGGAGGCGUCCAGCAUAGCGGAGGCUGUGGCGGCGUUGAAAAGGUCCGGCGAGGCCCACGUGAGCGUAUGGAGGUGCUCCGAUCACUCUAGGGAGGUUCCGGAGGGAGAAGAUUGCCGCUGUGUCGGGAAGAUCUGUAUGGUUGAUGUGAUUUGUUAUCUGUGCAAGGAGGAGAAUUUGGGGAAGGUUUCCGAGGCUUUGGAAGCUCCGGUUUCUGAGAUUUUGCCCAAAGGCGUCCCUAUUGUCCGGCAUAUGGAGCCCGAUUCCAGCUUGCUGGAGGCCAUAGAUUGCAUUCUUGAAGGCACUCAAAACCUAAUCAUACCAAUACAGCAGAGCUACUCGAGCAGCCAUUCGAGGAGAAAGCAGCAUUUGAGUUCCUCCUCGAACCACCACGGCGUCGAGUACUGCUGGCUGACGCAGGAAGACGUGGUCCGUUUCCUUCUCAACUCCAUUGGUGUCUUUUCGCCAUUGCCAACCUUCACGAUCGAGUCCCUCGGCAUCAUCUCUCGCGACGACACCAUGACCAUCCCAUACCACGAACCUGCAGCCAACGCCUUGAGCUCCGUUACCCGGGCCCACAUCCAGCAAACCUCGAUCGCCGUCGUAGACGACGACACCAGGUUGAUCGGCGAGAUCUCUCCGUCCACCCUCUCCUACUGCGACGAGACGGUUGCUGCCGCCGUGAUGACUCUCUCGGCCGGCGAUCUCAUGGCGUACAUCGACUGUGGUGGACCCACCGAGGACUUGGUCGAGCUGGUGAAGCAGAGGGCGGGGGAGAGGAAUCUCGGCGCGCUGCUUGGGGGGGUGAUGGAGGAGGAAUACUCGGUUUCUUCCAUAUCGUCAUCUUCUGCUUCUAGCUGUUCUUCGGACGACGAGUCGUUGCUGAGCAAGAGCAGCGGGUCCGGGAACUACUACUGUUUGAGGAGAUCGGAGGCGAUCACUUGUUACCCGUGGAGCUCGCUGGUGGCGGUCAUGAUCCAAGCGCUGGCACACCGGGCGAGCUCCAUUUGGGUGAUUCAGGAGGACCAGAGUCUGGUUGGGAUUGUUACUUACAAGGAGAUGCUGAGGGUUUUCCGGAGCAUUGCCAACCCUCUGCCUAAACCCAAGCCAGGUAGAAACCAUAGCAACCAUUUGUGAAGUUUCUUCUCGAACCUAAAAAUAUUGUACAACUAUUUGUAUCUUUUUUGUUCACCGAAUAUUCUUUAAUACAGUAAUAAUAAUUUGUGUUUGAG
This is a messenger RNA of Cuscuta campestris, 1452 nucleotides long. The record is from the annotation of a GenBank genome assembly. NCBI's taxonomy places the organism in Eukaryota, Viridiplantae, Streptophyta, Magnoliopsida, Solanales, Convolvulaceae.